This is a messenger RNA of Arabis nemorensis, 735 nucleotides long. NCBI's taxonomy places the organism in Eukaryota, Viridiplantae, Streptophyta, Magnoliopsida, Brassicales, Brassicaceae. The record is from the annotation of a GenBank genome assembly.
AUGAGCAUCAUUAAUGUUUCUAUCAUCUUCCUAAUUGCUAUUUUCGCGGUGAACAUUGACGCCGGAGUAGGAAAAACCAUAACCAUGGACCCGUGUCUCGAGUCGAUGAAGACCGCUUCGCUACCUGAUCUUCCUUACGCUUACGAUGCGUUAGAGCCAGCGAUCAGUGAGGAGAUCAUGCAGUUGCACCAUCAGAAACACCACCAGACUUACGUCACUCAGUACAACAAAGCCCUAGGCAAACUCCGAUCCGCCUUGGCCGACGGUGAUCACUCCUCCGUCGUCAAACUGCAAAGCCUCAUCAAGUUCAACGGCGGAGGUCACGUUAACCAUGCAAUCUUCUGGAAAAACCUAGCCCCUGUUCAUGAAGGAGGUGGCAAGCCACCGCAUGAUCCUUUGUCUUCGGCGAUUGAUGCUCAUUUCGGAUCCUUAGAAGGAUUGAUCCAGAAGAUGAACGCCGAAGGCGCAGCCGUGCAAGGAUCUGGUUGGGUGUGGUUUGGAUUAGACAAAGAGCUAAAGAGACUUGUCGUCGAGACCACAGCCAAUCAGGAUCCAUUGGUGACUAAAGGAUCACACUUGGUUCCUCUAAUCGGGAUUGACGUAUGGGAGCACGCAUACUAUCCUCAGUACAAGAAUGCAAGAGCCGAGUACUUGAAGAACAUAUGGAGUGUGAUCAAUUGGAAAUAUGCAUCAGACGUAUACGAGAGAAACAAUCGAGAUCAAACUGAGAUUUAG